AUGCCCCUCUUCCGCAAGAAGCCUAAGCCGUCGUCGCUCUCUUCUGCAUUCCGAUCGGUCGAGCAUCUGCCUUUCUCCUCUUCUGCCGCGUCAGCCCCUCGUGUUGUCGACGACCCUUCGUCCUCUGUCUCCCCCUCCCCGAACUUCCCAUCGCAAUCGGCGCCUGCCCACGCGCCGCUGCAGCGAUCGCUCACGCAACGGCUGCGUACCCCGCCGUCCAUCGAUGCGGACGCUUCCGACCAGUCGUGGCCCUCAUCUCCCACUGACAAGCCAGAAGACCCCGAACCCCGACGCUCCAAGCGGAGUCUCUUCUCUUUCCACUCCGCCGCCUCCGCUUCCUCGGUGCGCGACCAGUCGGGUUUGCUGCGGCCCAACCGCUCUGUGAAGCGCUCUUCUGGCCCGAACCGUCGCCAGUCCCACCAACCGCGUCUGUCGGUGGACACUUGGCCCCAAGUUGAUGCGGGAGACUCUACGGAGCCUGAGCAGCAUCAAUCCUCCAUGCCGCAGCCCACCCGUCUCGUUCCAGCCGCUCGUGCUCCGCAAUCCCCAUCGAUCCCGCGAUCGAACACCGAUUCGAAUCUUCUUGAGCAUCCUAGACGCGCGGGUGAAUUCGCGUCCACACCGCACCACCAGCUAACCCCCCGACCACCCUCUCGCCAAUCAAUAAUUGGGCCCCCUUCCCCGUUACCCGGGCUUCCUCCAACCGAACCGUCCUCGGCGGCACAGCUGAGUGUAAUGUCUGAUCGACCGGCCGGCGGGGCCCAGCAGAACCAGCCGGCGGCUGCUGCUGCUCAUCCCGCGUACCAGUCGGAAGCUGGCUUCCGGAACAAUCCAGCCCAGCAAAGCGGGCCCGACCCGGGACACAGCACCCCGACGUCGUCCAGAGACAGUCGGAAUCGGGAGGAUGGAAGUGAGAUCGAUGUCCGUGCGUUGCUUCAGAAGCACGAGGAGCUCCAGGCGAAAUAUUCCAAAGUCAAACGAUACUAUUUUGAGCGAGACACGCAAGUCCAACAAUUGCAGAACACCGUCGCCCACCAACGCAUGGCAGUCUCGCGAACCGUCCUGGAUGACAACGAGUAUGCUAACCGGUUUGGCCGCCUCGACGGCGCCAUCAAGGACCUCGCGUUCUCCAUUCGCAAGGACUGGAAGACCCUUCCCGGCUGGCUGGGCGGGUUUGUUAACGAGGAUGCCCCCACCACCGGUACCAAAGAAAUGACCGCCAUUGGGCGCGCUCUGAUGAGCCGGUGGCUGGUCGACGAGCUCUUCGCGCGAUACUUUCACCCUGUUCUCGAGCCGACCUUGAGCCGGCAGCUGAAGGGCAUCGAGAUGAACCUGCGCCGGCAGCAGGGAGGCGCCUACACGGACGAAGACAAGGAGAACUCCCUCGCGCGAAUCUCCAACUGGCGCCGCACGACGCUGGACGGCCUCGCCGAUGCCCUCCAGGGCCCGGCCGCCGACGAAUCCCGCGCGCAGCUCAUCGAGACCCUGGUCGAAACUCUCGUGGCCACGCUGGCCCGCAACCUGACCGACCCGCCGCCGCCGGGACUGGACAACGGCGUGCGCAUGAUCGUCGAAAACGCCGUGGGGAUCGCGGAAAAGAUCCCGCUCGAGUCGCGCGAUAUCGGCGUCGAUUACAUUCUCCCGGGCACCGCGCUGCACGAGGGGACGAUGAAAAUCGAGGCGGGCGUCCUGCCCCCGCUAACCAACGUGAGCGCUGGCUGCGACUCUCCAUCCCACCCCCGCCGCUCGGGCGAACACGACACUACGCACCAUUCGGACGCGGGCCCUGAAGAUGCGGACCCCGAGCGGGAGCCGUCAAGCUCGGGAAACCCCGCCGCGCCGCCGCCUGACGCCAGCAGCCAGGGCCGCGAACAGCGCAUCCGCUCUGUCUUUUCGAACAUGCUGGGCCGGAAAUCCGGACAAGGACCGUCGCCGCCGCCGCCGCCGCCACCACCACCACCGCCGGGACCUGGCGAUUCCGUCCGCAGCACAUCGACCGAGGAGCGUCGCGUGGCGAGCGGGGGGGCUGGGUCGGCUCCGACAGGACGCAUCCGGUUUGCAUCGUUCGUUGUGGCGGAAGUCCGGGGGCGGGGGCCGUUGAAUGUGCUCGUGAAGGCGCCAGUAUAUCCUCUAGAUGCAUAG
Messenger RNA from Aspergillus ochraceoroseus IBT 24754, 2142 nucleotides. RefSeq lists its product as uncharacterized. NCBI's taxonomy places the organism in Eukaryota, Fungi, Ascomycota, Eurotiomycetes, Eurotiales, Aspergillaceae. The record is from RefSeq and is a predicted model, not a curated record. The coding region runs from base 1 to 2142 and encodes 713 amino acids. The transcript is spliced from 2 exons.